GUUGGCAGGUCAGAAUGAGUCUGGUGGUUGUGUUUCCCGAUACCUAUCGCCCGAAACCAAGGGGAUGGCCGUGGCAGGUGGCGUUUCUCCUCCUCCCGCCCUUCUCUGGUUACUCGUCGCCAUCUCUGCAAACAAAGGGGAGGGUGUGGGACGCAGGUGACGGUGACGGAGGAGCGCAGAGGAGCGUCCAGCAGGCAGCACUGAAACCCCACCCCGGGCCAGCCGUAUAAAUGCCGCUGCGCACAGGUGAAAGCCGAUCCCCACGGGCUGCGAGCGGCGGCGGGUGACGGCGACGGAUUCGGUCGGUGGGUUCUUCUUUGCCAUCGCUCGGAGCGUGUCACUGAACCGUCCACCAUGUCCAUGGGGCUGGAGAUCGGCGGCGUGGCCCUGUCGGUGCUGGGGUGGUUGUGCAGCAUCAUCUGUUGCGCGUUGCCCAUGUGGAGGGUGACGGCCUUCAUCGGCAACAACAUCGUGACGGCCCAGAUCAUCUGGGAAGGGCUGUGGAUGAACUGCGUGGUGCAGAGCACGGGGCAGAUGCAGUGCAAGGUCUACGACUCCAUGCUGGCGCUGCCGCAGGACCUGCAGGCCGCCCGCGCCCUCCUGGUGGUGUCCAUCGUCCUGGCCGUCAUAGGCUUGAUGGUGGCCAUCGUGGGCGCCCAGUGCACCCGCUGCGUGGAGGAUGAGAGCACCAAGGCCAAGAUCACCAUCGUCUCCGGCGUCAUCUUCCUGCUCUCCGGCGUCAUGACCCUCAUCCCCGUGUGCUGGUCGGCCAACACCAUCAUCCGGGAUUUCUACAACCCGCUGGUGAUCGACGCGCAGAAGCGGGAGCUGGGCACCUCGCUCUACGUGGGCUGGGCGGCCUCCGCGCUCCUGCUGCUGGGGGGGGCCCUGCUCUGCUGCUCCUGCCCCGGGGUCCUUACCCCAGUUCAGCUCCUGGUUCACCCCAGUUGCCAGGACACUCUGCUCCUUUCCCUGCACCAGGAUGGUGCUGUGCAGUCAGGAGCAUUCCUGGCUACUCCAGUCCUGCAAAUUGCUGCUUAA
Molecule: messenger RNA, 1041 nt
Organism: Corapipo altera (White-ruffed manakin)
Lineage: Eukaryota; Metazoa; Chordata; Aves; Passeriformes; Pipridae
Product: claudin-3-like
Exons: 4
Coding region: 355-1041 (228 amino acids)
Biological process (GO): bicellular tight junction assembly; cell adhesion
Cellular component (GO): bicellular tight junction; plasma membrane
Molecular function (GO): structural molecule activity
Source: RefSeq, a predicted model, not a curated record